This is a messenger RNA of Uranotaenia lowii, 5957 nucleotides long. RefSeq names its product protein vestigial-like. The coding region runs from base 11 to 391 and encodes 126 amino acids. NCBI's taxonomy places the organism in Eukaryota, Metazoa, Arthropoda, Insecta, Diptera, Culicidae. The record is from RefSeq and is a predicted model, not a curated record. The transcript is spliced from 4 exons.
UUACAGUUCCAUGUCGAGUAGAAACUUUCCCCCAUCCUUUUGGAACAGCAAUUACGUUCAUCCCACCCCUGCGCCGACACACCAUCAGGUUUCCGAUCUGUACUCGACGGACGGGGGCUACUCGGCAGAUCCGUGGCACGCGGCGCACUACGGAUCGUACGCCCAUGCCGCGCACGCACACGCAGCCCAUGCGCACGCGUACCAUCACAACAUGGCGCAGUACGGCAGCUUACUGAGGUUACCACAGCAAUACGGACACACGUCCAGGCUACACCACGACCAACAGACGGCGCACGCGCUGGAAAGUGCCGCCGCUUAUUCUAGUUAUCCUACCAUGGCAGGUCUGGAGGCGCAGGUGCAAGAAUCGUCAAAGGAUCUGUACUGGUUUUAGAUAGACAUAGCGAAAUUACUCCCAAAUAUCCCCUCGGACACAGGCUUGCAGCAAUUUGGUUAAGAAACUUAACAUCACGCUACCACUGUUCAAUGGGUACAAAGCGACCGGAUUCACUGUUCACAAUUGGUUGCGUAUUUUAUUCGUUUCGUCGGAGUUUCAGUCCGGAAUACCUACGAUUUGAAGUCGGAAUGUAUGGUUUUCGAAAGCACUCUACCGAGAGAUGGUGGCCGGAUCACACACAAAAAAAACUAUGUAAAAGACAGCGCUACAAAUGAGCACAAAACACAAACAACAAAAACAGAACGAAAGCACUUGGAAGUGAUUUUAGUUUUAUGUAUUUCUUUUUAUUUAUAGAUCAGUGCACCUAGUUCGCGUUAUUUUUACUGUGUACAUAAAAUUCCAAUUCUAGUUAAGCGCUAUAGUUGUAAUCAAGCAUCCACAAAAUCAAUCACCUCUUUUGCAAAAAGGUAACUAAAGUACUUAAUACCGUUACGCAUCGAAACAGGUCUAAGAAAGGUAUAUUUUUCAACCUUGCACGGAAGUUUAAGAAAAAAUUGUAUAAACAAAACUCUUUAUAGACUGGAUAAAAAUUUUAAAAUAUAGUCCAAUGAAAUUGUUUCUCAUCUAUAUAUAAACGAUAUAUCGUGUACUCCUAUAACCGCAAGUGGUUUUUUACUUCCGUUGAAAUUGAUAUUAUGUCUGUAUAACGCCGCAAUGUUGACAAACUGCUCCAACCUGGCUUAAUUGACAACCACAGAAUUACUUUACAGUGACAACAGCAGAUCAUCUUAAACAAAACCAUACAUACACACAGCUAAGCACAAACAUUGAUGGCAAGAAAUUUAAACCGACGACACUACUCUGAACAAAAAAAAACAACAGGAACGAGGAUAUGUGCAUAUAUUAAAUUUAAAAUCGUAUAUUAUAUCGCAUCCCAGGCAGGGUAACUACAUUUUCAACGCAAUUUUCAUGUUAUGAAGUUUGUUUCUCGUUUGUAAGGCAAAAUACAGCCCCCCACAAUCAUGGGUCACACACAAUUAUUAGUCACCAAAUAUUUUAACAGCUGAUAUCUGCUGAACUGAAUGAAAUGUAAUCAUUUUAUAAUUUUUAUAUUAUCGAUAACAGUAUCUAAAUGCAUUGAAAAUAUUAUGUGUGCGCUUGGUAACAGUAAAACUGUUAUUUGAAUAGUUUUUAUGAUACGUUAACUAUUAUGUGUUGAACUAUCGCAUAAAAUUUCAAUGUUAUAAGGUUGACAUCUUAAACUGUUAUGCCCCUUAUGCGAGUAUUUCAAAGAUUCCAACAAAAUACAUUUUUCUCAUAUAAGCACAAAGGACGAGUUAACAUUUUUAAAAUGAAACUGAGCAAAUAAAAUGCAAAAUUGCAAUCAUAUUUAGAAAAAAAAAAAAAGGGACCCAUAAUUGUUACAGCACCCACCCAAUUCCACACAAUUAUGGGUCAUUUUUUAGCAAGCAAAACAAAACAUUUCUUGGUUGCUAUAGUAGGGUUACCAUACGUACUCUUUUAAGAGUACAUGUACUCUUUUUCGAUCGAAAAAUGGGCGUACUCUUCUUUUUGUGAAAUUUUACCAAAUGUACUCGUUUUUGUUGAAAGGCAUUUGAUCAGAAUAACCAACGUAUUUUUUUCCAUUUUAUGAAGUUGUUUCACAUCUCAUGCAAAAUCCAGGAAAGGAAUACAGCUCACAACAAAUAACUUUAACAUUUUGUUUUAAUAAACAUGCAUUUUUGUCGUUAUAAAAAGUGAGCGCGAUAAGCGCCUUUGAGUAUGCAAACAGUUAUCAGUAUGCACAAAAUUUAUGUAAUGUACAAGAAUAAUUUUUAAAGAUAAUUUGUAAUUGUCAUGUGAGUAUUUGAUUAAAUCGAAAUAUCUCGGUGCCACCUCAGAAAGCACGAAAUAUGUAGGGGAGAAUGAGGAUACUUAAUCCCUGGGGAUACUUGAUUCGCAACUAGAAUGUCUUACAAAGAUCAAAUGUUCUAGAAGAAUGUGCCAAAACGAGUAAAAUAACAAUGCUUCUAGUUAAAAAAAUUUUAACAAAAUAAUUGUUUGAGUGAUUGAACUUUGUUUGAAAAAUUUCACAAAAUGUAACUUGAAGAUCUUUUUUCAUCACUUUAAAAUGCUCCUUACAUGGAAAAAUUAUGAAAAAAAUAUUUGUUCCAAUAUAUCAAUCGUUCGAGCGUAAAAUGAACUUCAUAAUGCCAUAUUAUCAAAGCAAUGGAAAACUCUCAACUUUUUUCAGAAAAAGUUUUCUAAAAUGUUGAUUAUGGGUACAAUUGAUCCCCUAGAGUUGGGUAUAAUUGAUCCCCCUUCCAAACGGCAUAUUCUUCUUCUGAAUUGAUCGUUAUGAUUACUGAUAACGAAAUUACUAAUAUUUAUCCAAAAACUAAUAUUUAUCAAACAAUUGUCUGAAGAAAAGAGCAAAAAUAAUUGAUUUUCUCUUAAUUAUAAAAAAUAGCGCCUUUAAGUAUGCAAUGUUAACAGCGUUGAGACAAAGUUAUAGAAUUUUCUUCUUAUGUCUUCUAUAAAUUGUGAAAUGAGAACAAACAUGACCAAAAUAGUCAAUUAACAUUCUAUCUUGGGGUUUUGUUUGAUUUUUAUACAAGGAUUAGGGCUUCCUGAAUAAAAGAUUAAGUCUCCUUCAGUAGGGGAUCCAGUCUCCCCUAACUUCAGAAAAAUCGCAAUUUUUUUUCCUCCCACGAAAAUGCUUCUAGUUCAUCAACGGGUUCAAGUAUCGAUCUAAUUUUUGGAGCAUAGAAACAUGAAGUUACAAGCUGUCAGAAAAUGUCAAAGACAGCGAGUUGCUAAAUUUUUCCAGAAAGAAAUGGUGAAAAUAAGAAAAGGGGAUCAAGUAUCCACACUCUCCCCUACAGUAUAACCCCGGUCAUCAAAGUCUCUGCGUUAUCCGAGCCACCAUUCUUAUCCAAAGUCCAUAUAAAAUGUGAUUUAUCAUCGCGAUGUAUUCAUAAGCUGUUAAAUUGACGUCUAUGACAAGAUUAAAAUCUAAACUUGCCAGAGAAGUCGAUUAAAUAUAAAAUUGAUAUUCAUAUAAGAAUCGGGCUUUGCGCCUGGAUGAUAUGCAAUACCAGAGCAAAAGUGUUUGUCAAUUUAAUUCGUUUAAUUCACUUAUCCGAGGUGGUACCUUGCCCGACUAACUCGGGUAAGCGGGGUUCUACUGUACAACAUUUUGCAUACGAUCCGGGCGUAAUGCUCGAUAAUCUACGGAUCUUGAGUCAACCUGAUGGCUGUGAUAAUGCGGGAGCUCAGAAAACCAGAGCUCGGAUAAGCGAUGAAGUGAUUAUCUCAAUGUACUCUUUUUGGUAUCGCGGGAUAUGGUAACCCUACUAUAGCUCAACACAAAUGCGCCUUGAAUGUAUACUAGGAAUGAAUGCCCCUGAAUGUUUGCCAGAAUAUAGAUGAUUUCCAUGUUGAUAUUCGGGUGUUGCCAUGGACUUCUAUGUGACUAAUAAUUAUGAGCAGUUUGACUAAUAAUUGUGACGGGUUACAAUUUUGACUCAUGAUUGUGGUUUUGAAAAACGUUGAUUGUUUCGGUAAAUUAUGCUAUUUUGUAUUAAUUAUUUUUUAGAACGAGCCAACUGUAAUUCAUGGUGCUUCUCAGGAGUUUUUUUUAUAAACAAAAAUUUAAAUUUACACAGCAACCGAGAAACCAAGGUUUUUAGAAUUACAAGUUUCUCCGAGUUUUUAGUGCAGGCGAGGAGUAAGCGGGGCGCUCAAUGAGUUUGUUCACAAACAUAAGAUUAUUUGCUCAGCUUUUCUGAACCGUUUUUGAAAGAAAUCGGCUGACGGGAACCAAAGUUAUUGAUGAAAAACUGGUUUUUCAUGUUUCUCCUGCACAAAAUGUCUCAAAUCACAUACAAACUUCAGGCUCGUUGAGCGACCCCUUCCUGUGACCCAAUCUGGCCCAAAUUUGGCAUGAGAUGUUGUACUAGGACUAGGAUCAAUUUUAGCCUGCAGCGCAUAACUUUUCACAGGUUUUGGAUUUCCCAUACGAAUUUGGGGCAGUCUAAUAAACUCACGAUGUGGCAAACUACGCACAGAGUGGUAAAUUCCUGGAAGAAAAAUGGAAAUCCAACUACGUGGGUAUGUUUUACCCACUUUUUCUUACCAAACAUUGACAAUUUGUCGGUACAAGUUGUUGUUCAAUUGUUCGAUCAAAAAAGUCUGUUUGGUAAAAAUAACUUAUUAUUCGGUAAAAAUUACCAAAAUUCAACUCAACUUUUAAUUUCUAUUCAUUCCAAAUUUUUUUUUCAAGUAAUUGAUACUUAAAAAGUGUCAAUAAAAAAAGUGUUUCAGUGACUGAUGAAUCAUGCGAAAAAAUUAACCGAAGCAAAACAGCUACAACAAAGUUCAAUGAAUUAUCAUGUUCUACAAUAAUGUACAAUGAUGUAGCCCUCUAUCUUAUCAUUCUUAGGUAAUAAUUUUCGGAUCUCAGAAAUCUUCUGAACCACCUUCAAAAAUUCCAGUCAAAAUGACCAAUGUUGAUUGCUGAAAAGAUCAGCAAACUCAAUUGCUAGGAAACCCACGGUGUCUCUGGAAGAAAACUUUAUUUUUCGAAAAUUAGCAUCGCUAAUUUUUGCACCAUAUGAAAGCUGGGACUUUCCCCUGUCAUUUGAGCCCAAAUUUGAAAUGAUCCACCGGGGGGUCUAGAACAUUUUAUUUUUUUGAAGAUUUUUUAACCUUUUUAACAGUUUUUUCAUAGACAAAAUUAUACUAAUCACUGUGAAAAGCCUCGUCUUACCUUUAGCGUAAAUCUAACAUCAUAUGUCAAUAACAUGAUUUAAUAGGAAAUUCCCUGGCUAUAAUUUUGUAGAAGUCAUUAAAGUGAUACAAAUUGAGAGAAAAGAGUUGGAAUGUCAUAAACAGAGUGAUAAUUAUUUCAUUUGAAAAAUCUUAUAUACCUCUUACCACUGAUUGUACUAAGAAGACCAGAAAAAGUAUUCUACGAGCUUAGUUAUUGAUUGUAGAGUGUAUAAAUGUUUAAAACGGUUUAUUCACAUCAAAAAAUCAAUCUUUUACAUGAAAUUAAUCAGGAUUAUCUGAAGUUAUGAACAUUAGUAGGGUUUUAUUCUGGAAAAAAUGUCUCCUGCCUUUCUUGAAAAUUUAGUUAUUUAUAUAUUUGAGCUAAGUAAGUUUGAAUACUUUAUGAACAAACAUUUGAGACUAGGAAACUUAUUAGAUUUACUUCUAAUAAUUCCCCUGGAUUUCAAAAUCAAACAUCUUUGUUGAAAAUCUUUCAUCCUUUUUAAUGAUUUCUAAAAGUUUUGAUACUUUUCACUUUUGAUUGAUUGUAAAACCUUAGACACGAGCAUGAUAAAGUGUCAUUUAUAAAAUAUGUAAAAUAAAAAUCAACCUAUUGCUUAUGUUUGAUUGCAUAAAUUUGUGUUUUUGGAGCCAUUUGUUUAUGUAAAAAUGUGGUCGAAUUUAAGUUUUCAAGCACAAAUUCUAGAUUGUUCAUUUUUCUCAAAAGUACACGUCCUAAUGUCCUUCAUUGAUUUUUUUUUAUGAAAUAGGGAAAAAAAGACUACAAAAU